AUGGCCAUGGACUUUGUGGUGGGAUUUCCAAGGACCACAAAGCAACACGGCUCAACUUGGGUGAUUAUUGAUCGACUCACGAAUUUGGCAUAUUUUCUUCCGGUUAAGACAACUUAUAUUGCAUAUCAGUAUGCAGAGCUAUAUGUAAAGGAAAUUAUGCAACUUCAUGGAGUACCAAAGUUUAUCAUAUCAGACAGAGUUGAGAAGCAGAUACUAGGUCCUGAAGCAGUUAGGGAAGCCAGUGAAGCGGUGGAGAAAAUCAGAACGAGGAUGCUAACUGCCCAGAGUAGACAAAAGAGCUAUACAGAUUCAAAAUGCCGAGAAGUUGAAUUCACAGUAGGUGACCUUGUGUUUCUAAGGGUAUCACCUAUGAAAGGCAUGGUGUGUUUUGGAAAGAGGGGUAAACUAAGCCCAAGAUACAUAGGUCCAUUCGAGAUAUUGGACAAGGUUGGACAAGUUGCAUAUCAUUUUUCUUUACCACCAGCGCUGACAGAUACGUACAACGUUUUUCACAUUUCUAUGCUGCAAAAGUACGUGUCAGACCUAUCCCAUGUGUUGAGUUACAAGCUAAUAAAGUUAAGGCAGGACCUUAGCUAUGACAAGCAGCCAGUGCAAAUCAUAGAAAAGGGAAUCAAGGAAUUGAGAUUCCAGAAGAUUCCACUAGUUAAGGUCCUAUGGAAGAACUGUUCGGUGAGGGAAGCAACCUGA
Molecule: messenger RNA, 708 nt
Organism: Humulus lupulus (European hop)
Lineage: Eukaryota; Viridiplantae; Streptophyta; Magnoliopsida; Rosales; Cannabaceae
Exons: 2
Coding region: 1-708 (235 amino acids)
Molecular function (GO): nucleic acid binding
Source: RefSeq, a predicted model, not a curated record